AUGCUGCACUGGCGUUUCUCCAUCUCUGCGUCGCCAACAGGGGCGCCCAUCCAGCAGCAGCAAGCAGUGUAUGUGGACAUUCCAGAGAGCCAAGACGCCGCGGUGCAGCAGUCUGCCGCCGCGCUCAUCCCGCAACUCAAGCCGCUGCUGGCGGGCGGCGCCGGGGGCAGCAGCGCCGCCAAAAAGGCAAAAAAGGGCUUUGGCGCCAAGACGGCAGGCGGCGGCGGGAACGGCGGGUACCAGCGUUUUGCCGUUGAGCUGCCUGUCGCGGACACCAGCCCGGCCGCGACCGCCGCGCUGGCGUUGGAGGUUUUGAAGCUGCUGCCGGGCGCGCCGGCCGCCUGGCAAAUAGUGUACGCCGACCCGGCGGCUGCGGCCGCGGCGGCGCGGGCGGGCCAGGCGCGGGCGCAGCCCCUCCGGGACGCGUGCCGUGCGGAGGCGCUGGGCGGCCCGCUGCUGAUCGUGUCACCGACGAUUGCAGAGGUGGCCCUGGUGGAGCAGCUAGUGCAGGAGGUCUGGUCGGGGCCCUGCGCCGUGGCGCUCAACCCCUCCUGGGGCGAGGGCGUGCCGCGCGAGUACGAGGCGGUGGUGCGGUCCUUCGAGGUGGCCUACAGCUUCAUGCCUGUUGCCAUCAAGGGGCUGGUGGGCGGGCAGGAGGGUGCUGUGCUGCGGCGGACUGCCAAGGGCGGGUCGCUGGCGGGCGUGCCCUGGCAGAUCUUGACAGUGCAGCGGGACGGCCGGUUCCUGCAGGUGGGCCAGAUGAAGACGCGGCCGAAGCAGAGCGACCUGGAGCUGGCGUUCAUGAACGCGUCCGCUGCGUCCAGCCCCAUCACGGGCGCUGUGCGGUCGGCCAAGUCCAUUCUGGACCGGGUGCGCGGGGCUGGCAAGCAGCAGUGA
Messenger RNA from Monoraphidium neglectum, 897 nucleotides. RefSeq lists its product as hypothetical. Gene Ontology annotation, cellular component: chloroplast. Lineage: Eukaryota; Viridiplantae; Chlorophyta; Chlorophyceae; Sphaeropleales; Selenastraceae. The transcript is spliced from 7 exons. The record is from RefSeq and is a predicted model, not a curated record. Bases 1 to 897 code for a protein of 298 amino acids.